Octopus bimaculoides (California two-spot octopus) is the source of this 2110-nucleotide messenger RNA. RefSeq names its product transcription factor IIIB 90 kDa subunit. The record is from RefSeq and is a predicted model, not a curated record. Lineage: Eukaryota; Metazoa; Mollusca; Cephalopoda; Octopoda; Octopodidae. Gene Ontology annotation, molecular function: TBP-class protein binding; RNA polymerase III general transcription initiation factor activity; RNA polymerase III type 3 promoter sequence-specific DNA binding. Gene Ontology annotation, cellular component: nucleus; transcription preinitiation complex; transcription factor TFIIIB complex. Gene Ontology annotation, biological process: transcription by RNA polymerase III; DNA-templated transcription initiation; transcription preinitiation complex assembly.
UAAUGGUGAGGUGUCUCAUGCCGUGAAGCCGCAGAGAGUGAGAAACGAAGGAAAGAAAGCCGGACAGUGACGGUCAGUAGUGGUAGAAAGAGACAGAAACGUAGAUCUAUAGGAGAACAUGCCGAAUGCAGUUUGUUCUCAUUGUGGUUGUAGUGAAAUCGACUGCGAUCCGGCUCGAGGUGAUGCUGUAUGUACGAAAUGUGGUUCUGUGUUGGACGAUCAGAUCAUCGUCUCCGAAGUCCAGUUCGCCGAACAUGCAGGAGGAGGUUCCAGUAUCAUCGGGCAGUUUGUAUCUGCCGACGAGUCCCGCAGCCACUCCAUGGGAGGAAAUUUCCACGUCGGAGUCGGCAAAGAGUCGAGAGCGAUCACAUUGGAAAACGGCCGACGGAAAAUCCAGCAAUUGGGUGCUCAGCUCCACAUGAAUCAACACUGCAUGGAUACAGCUGUGAACUUCUUUAAGAUGGCAGUAGUAAAGAGGCUAACACGCGGACGGAAAUCACUACAUGUUAUUGCUGCAUGCUUGUAUUUGGUGUGUCGAACAGAGGGUACCCCACACAUGUUGCUCGACUUCAGCGACGUGUUGCAGACCAACGUGUAUGUCCUGGGCAAAGUCUACAACCAGCUGGCACGUGAGUUAUGUAUUGUGGCUCCGGCCAUCGAUCCCUGUCUUUAUAUUGCACGUUUCGCACACAAACUUCAGUUGGGGGACAAAGAGCACGACGUGUCCAUGACGGCAUUACGUCUGGUUCAGCGAAUGAAGAGAGAUUGGAUGCACACCGGCCGACGACCGUCGGGUCUUUGCGGAGCGGCCUUAUUGGUUGCCUGUCGGAUUUAUGGCUUUAACCGAACGGUGAAAAAUCUGAUACAUGUAGUAAAGGUUUGUGAGUCGACUAUCCGGAAGAGACUGAACGAGUUCGAAGUGACACCUUCUAGUCAGCUGACCAUCGAGGAAUUCUCUAAGAUCGACCUUGAACAAGAAAUGGACCCACCGUCUUUCAGUGCCGGCAGCAAAAAACGGAAAGUGGAGCAAAACAAACUGGAGGAUAAAUGUAAGUUGAAUGAAUUAACUUUCGAAGUUACUAACAUCCAGAAGGAAAUUGAAAAGGCUCUUGAAGCACGGAAACCAAGGGGCAUUUUUGCUGCCUAUUCGAAAGUAUGUGACGAUACCGAAAGCAUCGCCUCAGAAAUUGAUGACAGUCUCAAUGACAUCUGCUCGGAAAUACAGGAGUCCAUCUGUCCAGAAAAGAAAGCCAUGUUUGAAUCAGAAAAUGACGUGCCGAGAGAGCUGGAAGAUAGUGGGAGUCAAGAUACCAUGACAAAGAACGUUGAGGAUAAGUUGUGCCAACUGGUACUCCCUGACUUCAAAGGCCCCGCCCCGACAGCUGCAAGCCUUGGUAUUCGAGAUUGUGUGGCAGACUGUCUGACGGAAGAUUUUGAGGACGCUACCGAUGGCGAUGGUGAGUUGGAUUUAACUGAUAUUGAUGAUGAAGAGUUGGAGAGGUUUCUGCUGAACGAGAAUGAAGUCCGCAUCAAGACGAAGAUCUGGAUGGAGGCAAAUGCAGACUAUUUGAAGGAGCAGAAACUGAAGGAAGCCCUCGAGGCAAAGGAAAGGGAAGAAGCAGCAUCGAAACCGGAGAAGAAAAAGAAGAAAACUUAUAAACGAAAGUCCCACGUCCAGGCGAGCACAGCGGGGGAGGCAAUUCGGACGAUGUUACAGGAGAAAAAAAUAUCGAGUAAAAUUAACUAUGAGGUUCUGAAGGAUUUGUGUCAGCCGAUUGACAAACAGACCCCAGCCUCACCAGCACCAGCCUCACCAGCCAUCUUGACCAAGAACGACAGCAUAACGUCAUUGCGAUUGAAACGGCCAGGAAGUCUGAUCAGCAAUGGUGAUCUGAGGGGUCAUUCGGAGGUCGAUGGUGGCUCAGUUGGUCCGCCAAAGGGCAAAAAGGUGAAGAUCUUGUCUCAGGUCACGAAUGUGGACACGGGCAAGGGCAACAUUGAUGAAGACAACAUCGUGGUGGAGACGGGCCCGGUACAGUACGAGAGUGGACCAGUCCAGUACGCAGCGACGACGGCAGCAGAUGGUGAGGAGGAAGAGGAGGAGGAGGAG